CCUGUGGAAACGGUUAGCUUUCCAUCAUCGAACCUGUUUAGGAGAAGUUACUUGAUAGAUCGAAAAGCAUGGGAUGGAUACAUUUCAUCGUCUACUUUCUCCUAAUAAUAAUCUGUUUAACAGGAUGCAGUGCCAAAUAUUACGGAAAGCUUAUCGGACAGUUGAAGACGAAUGCGCACGGUGUCAAAGGGACCGUUUAUGCUGCCAGCAAAAAUUCAUUCUACUUGGUGGGAUUCGAAUAUGAUGGACAAGGCCCUGAUGCCUUUUUUUGGGUUGGCACAACUCCUCAACCAUCUGUGAAUGGUUCCAUUGUUCCUAAUGAAAAAGGAUUGAAAGAAGUUUUAAAGCAAUAUAAUAAGCAAGAUAUUAUAAUUUCUCUCCCAGAUGGAAAGACUAUCAAAGAUAUCAAAUGGUUAAGUGUUUGGUGCAGAAUGUUUGCAGUAGAUUUUGGCUCAGUUUUGAUACCUGAUGAUUUUGUAUUGCCUGGAGAAUUAAACUUGGGACCAUUUCCAUCAUUUGCACAUAAUUUACGCUCAGGAAAUAUUAUUAUUAAAGAUAGUAAAACAGUUUACAUACCAAAACUUUUUUAUGAUGGUGCAGCUCCUGAUGCCUUUUUUUUGGUAGGAAAAGGAAAUCAUCCUCAUAGUUCUUCAGCAAUAAAGGUGCCAGAUGAAAAUGGAAGGUUAAUUGAAAAAAUGAUGAAACCAGAAUCUCAAAAAACGACUUAUUACGGUAAAUACAUUGGUGAUUUUAAUACACAAGCUCAUGGAGUUAAAGGAAAGGUGUAUGCUGCUAGUGAUAAUUCCUUUUUUAUAAAGGAUUUCAGUUAUGAUGGACAAGGACCUAAGGGACAUUUUUGGGCAGGUGAUACAGCUGAACCAUCUCCAAAAGGAUAUAUUGUUUUGGAUGAAUUUGGAACUGAAGAAGUUUUAAGGGAAUAUAAAGACAAAGAUAUUAUUAUUACAUUACCUGAAGGAAAGAAAAUUAAAGAUAUUAAAUGGCUUUCAGUUUGGUGUGAAAAGUUUUCUGUUAAUUUUGGUUCUGUUGAGAUACCAGAAAAUUUCCAGCCUCCUGAAGAGAAAAACCUUGGUCCUUUACCUUCUCUAGCUCAUGGUGUCAAAUCUGGUCCUGUAAUUAUUAAAAACAUUAAAACAAUAUUUAUAUCAAAUUUAUAUUAUGAUGGUGCAGCACCAGAUGCAUUUUUUCUUGUGGGAAAAGGAAAUGAACCUCAUGGCAUGGGAACUAAAGUUCCUGAUGAAAAUGGAAGUUUAAGCAAACUUAAAGGAUACACUGGAAAAGAUGUUUUGCUGACAUUGCCAGGAAAUUUAACAAUAUUUGAUAUAGAAUGGUUUGGGUUAUAUUGUAUUAUGUUUUCUGAAAAUUUUGGUCAUGUCAGAAUUCCUAGAGAUAUCAACGUUCCACCUGAUAUGCAAUCUCUAAAAGCAAUGAGUAUGAAUUUUGAUAAUUGUGAGGAAAUAUUUCCUGAUAAAAUGCAUGUUAGAUGGAAUAUAUUUGAUAAAAACCUCUAUGUUCAGUUAGUUGGAAAAGUUGGUGAUAAAGAAUAUAUGGCUUUUGGACUAAGUGGUAAAGAAGAUAUUGCUUAUAUGAUUGGAUCUGAUAUUGUGCUGGUUUAUUAUGAUAAGAGUAAAUUACAAGCUAAUGCAGUUGAUUAUUAUAUAACUUCAAAAGCACAAUGUUCAGGAAAAAGUGGUGUCUGUCCAGAUACUAAACUUGGAGGUACAGAUGAUAGUAAAUUGAUAUAUUCACAAUAUACAAAUGGUAUUCUCAGUGCCACUUAUAAGCGACCUCUCCAAACAGGUGAUGCCCAAGAUCAAUCAGUUCCAUCUUCUGAUCCAGUAACUGUUAUAGCAGCAAUUGGACCCUUAAAUAGUUUAUUAGAAGCUGCUUAUCAUCCUGUAUAUUAUACUAAACAUUACUUUAUUAAUAAUUCAAAUUACUUUUUACAGUGUUCAGGAAAAAGUGGUGUCUGUCCAGAUACUAAACUUGGAGGUACAGAUGAUAGUAAAUUGAUAUAUUCACAAUAUACAAAUGGUAUUCUCAGUGCCACUUAUAAGCGACCUCUCCAAACAGGUGAUGCCCAAGAUCAAUCAGUUCCAUCUUCUGAUCCAGUAACUGUUAUAGCAGCAAUUGGACCCUUAAAUAGUUUAUUAGAAGCUGCUUAUCAUCCUGUAUAUUAUACUAAACAAACAAUAAGGAUUAAUUUUGGUCGUAACCCUCCAAUGUCUAACUGCGGAGUACUUACUAAUGUUGUAAAUGAGGAAAAACCAAAACCAAAAAGUUGGUCAAUACCAAGAAUAUCUGAUGCUACUACUUUCACAGCACAGAUUGGUCCAGCAGGAGGAGAACAUGGUUAUAAAGCUAUUACAGGACAUCAACCUUGGGGUAUCACUUGGUGGAUAAAUGGAAUAUUAAUACCAGAAUUAGUGGUAGUGAGAGGACAAAAUUAUACCUUUAUUGUAGAAGGAGGAAAUGAUCCAACAAAAUCUGCUAGUUAUCAUCCACUCUACAUCACUAAUAAUAAUGAGGGUGGUGGAAGCCAGUUUCUAGAAACACUUGGUUCAGAUAAACAUAAGAUAUAUGCUGGUACUACUACUGAUGCAAAAGGAAAUAUUAUUCCCAUUGGAGUUGGUCGUUAUUGUGAGUGGAAGCAUAAAACAAUUGAUAUGGCUGAUCAAUCGCCAACAUUUGAGAGUUAUAAAGAAACUUUAGAAUUAAAAUGUGAAGAUGGGGAAGCAGGAAAAUUUACAUGGACACCAGAUGAAGAUACACCAGAUAUUGUUUAUUAUCAGUGUUUCACUCAUAGAAAUUUGGGAUGGAAAAUCUUUGUAACAGAUGGUGUCAGUCAGAUCAGGUGUAUUGCUUCGAUAGUUAUUUUACUCCAGAUAUUACUGCGGGUCAUCUAGAAUUAUUUAUUUUUAUUUUUUUGUUUUUUUUGUUUUACAGUUGAAGUUACUAUGUCAAGAGAGCUUUAUCAUUUUCUAACUUCCAGAAAUCAAAUUCUUAAAUCUGUUAUUUUGAAAAAAUUUAUCAAAAUAUUUAUACAAUAUCAUUUUUUCUUAUAAAAUUCCAAUUGUUAUAUGAAUCUGAACAGAGUCUUCAGUGCCAAUGUUUUGUAAUUAAUGGGCUCCUUCUAAUUAUUUUUAAUUUAAUUUUUAAGUGAAAUUAUUGUUCUAAAGUCCCAGUAUUUUUUUUUAUGUUUUUAAUAGUG
Centruroides sculpturatus (bark scorpion) is the source of this 3229-nucleotide messenger RNA. RefSeq names its product protein Skeletor, isoforms B/C-like. Lineage: Eukaryota; Metazoa; Arthropoda; Arachnida; Scorpiones; Buthidae. The record is from RefSeq and is a predicted model, not a curated record. The transcript is spliced from 23 exons. Bases 69 to 2924 code for a protein of 951 amino acids.